This is a messenger RNA of Myripristis murdjan (pinecone soldierfish), 1184 nucleotides long. RefSeq names its product eukaryotic translation initiation factor 4E binding protein 3, like (gene eif4ebp3l). The transcript is spliced from 3 exons. NCBI's taxonomy places the organism in Eukaryota, Metazoa, Chordata, Actinopteri, Holocentriformes, Holocentridae. Bases 299 to 637 code for a protein of 112 amino acids. Gene Ontology annotation, biological process: negative regulation of translational initiation. Gene Ontology annotation, molecular function: eukaryotic initiation factor 4E binding. The record is from RefSeq and is a predicted model, not a curated record. Gene Ontology annotation, cellular component: cytoplasm.
ACGAGUUGCAGCUACAGCUGUGGUACAAACACUGCACAUGGUAGCAUUUGCCCACUGGAAGUUGCGACAGCACCACACACCUCUCUAAGCUUGAUAUUACUUGUUUUUGAUAGCUUUUCUGUUAGCAAGCGGGAGUUUUAGUAAGUGGUCGUUUCAACCAAAAGUUUUCGCCAUUUAUCUUCGUUGUCAGGUUGUUAGCGAACGGUUGGCAGCACUUGCUUGCGGCUUUCGAGGCGUGCAAUUUAAAGUUUUUGCUACUCUGUCUGCAACAAGCUAUCUACUUCAACAAAGGCUGAGGAUGUCGACCAACUCCAAUCAAGUCAAAAGCUGCCCCAUUCCUACCAGGGUGCUCACCCUGAAGGACUGGUCUCAGCUGCCCGACUGCUACAGCCAAACACCCGGGGGGACCCUCUUCUCCACCACGCCUGGAGGCACCCGCAUCAUCUAUGACAGGAAGUUUCUGCUGGAGUGCCGAAACUCACCCAUCGCCCGCACUCCCCCAUGCUGUCUGCCCCAGAUCCCUGGGGUAACAGUACCUGCGACACACCCCAUUGGGAAGCUGCAGGAGCUCAAAGAGGAGGCUGAGGAAGAGGAGAAGGACCUUGCAGAUGACAACCAGUUUGAGAUGGACAUCUGAACUCCAGUGUUACCUCCUAUGGAGAGACAUGUUUCUAAAAACCGUUAUGUGUUACAGAUUAAAGCUUUUGUCCGCUUCAUUUUUUCUUUUUUUUUUUCUUUUUUUACAUUUUUGAGGAACCAAAAAAAGAAAACUGUAGGGUGUUGUUGACCCUAAAAAAAAAAAGCACCAGAGUGUUAAAUGAAGAACGGACAUUAAAUGAGAGGAUUGGUGGCUCACACGCCUCUGAGCCACAGCAGGAAGGAAUUGAUCGGUUUUGAUUUCACCUUUUUUAAUAAUUUUCUUUGUAAAUAAGAAUAUGGUACUAUGUAGCCUAUUUUCUAAGCUAGGGAAUGUAAGACGAUUACAGUAAGUACAGUAAGUAGUUUUUUUUUUGUUUUGUUUUGUUGUUUGUCCUCCCCAAAGUGGAAUGCUAAUUUCCCCUUGUGAUUGCCAUACAAGGGAGAAGGGGGGUUGGGGGUGUUCAGGACCUACUGAAAAUCAGGUCCUCAGGGAGAGAUGUGAAUAAUUUCCAUUAAUAAAAAAAAAAAAAAAUCAUAAUAAAAAA